AUGGCAUUUCAGACGGCCAAGCGCGACCUGCGCAAGCGAAUGCGCGACACGCUUCAGACGCUAUCGGCCACUUCGAUCACACAGCAGUCCAGCGUCGCCACCCAUAAAUUACUAUCGCUAGCCGAGUACCAGAAUGCAAAGAGUAUCGCCGUCUACUUAUCAAUGCCCACCGGGGAACUCUCGACCCGCAGUAUUGUCCAAGACGCAUUUCAGCGCGGGAAAGACGUCUACAUCCCAUUCAUCCACACUGUCGACAAGGUCUCCGUCAUGGACAUGCUGGCGCUCGAAUCCAUGACUGAGUUCGAGUCAUUACAACCCGAUAAAUGGGGCAUCCCCUCCCUACAACCUGCGCAGGUUCCCGGCCGGCGGAAUUGCCUCUCAGAAAAGGGACUAGAUCUAAUUGUUAUGCCGGGCAUGGCUUUCGAUUACGACUUCCGACGACUCGGGCAUGGAAAAGGAUAUUAUGACCAUUUUCUCACACGGUAUUCUCAAUGGAGCAAUAAGAUGCCAUUCCUUGUGGCCCUGUCUCUCCAGGAGCAAUUGCUCGCCGAGGAUAUCCCCGUGUUGGAACAUGACUGGCUGAUCGAUGCAAUCGUGGUGGGUGAUGGGCGGUAUCUCGACCGCAGGUCGUAG
Penicillium canariense is the source of this 633-nucleotide messenger RNA. Its product is annotated as 5-formyltetrahydrofolate cyclo-ligase. The record is from RefSeq and is a predicted model, not a curated record. Gene Ontology annotation, molecular function: 5-formyltetrahydrofolate cyclo-ligase activity. NCBI's taxonomy places the organism in Eukaryota, Fungi, Ascomycota, Eurotiomycetes, Eurotiales, Aspergillaceae. Gene Ontology annotation, biological process: tetrahydrofolate interconversion; folic acid-containing compound biosynthetic process. The coding region runs from base 1 to 633 and encodes 210 amino acids. The transcript has 3 exons. Gene Ontology annotation, cellular component: mitochondrion.